CUAGAAGGUACUACCAGUGCACUGGCAACUGCAGUUUCAUUUAAAAGCGAGGAAAAAAUUGCAAUUACAUAAAAAUUAACAGUUUGAAAGGCAGUAAAAACGAGCAGCAACAAGUGCAGGGGAGAUGCGAAAAAAAUGCCUGAAAGAGAAAAAAUUAUUUACGCUUCAAGCAGCGGAUUGGCCAAUAAAGUUGCAGGUUGAUAUAUUUUUAAUGGCGAAAAACUGCAGCGAAUGCAGUUGUUGUUGUGAUUGUGAUGUGAUAGAAGUGUAACGCACGCAGCAGCAGAUGCAAAGACAGCAGCAGCAGGAACUUCAAUUAAUAAAAAAAAAGAACAAAGAACUACCCAAAGCAAGAACAGUAAUCACAACAAGAAGACGAAGAAGAAGAACAACAAUAACAGCGACGCAUAAUUUCCUGCUCACAACACACACACACGCAUAUAAGCACACAAAGAGCCCAAAGCAAAGCUGUGUCUGUGUGCGCGUGUGGGAGAGAGAGAGAGACAGAGCAGAGGAGAGCCGGCCAACAGAGAAUAUAAUUUCUGCGGAGGGGAGAGAGAGUGAGCUGCUGCAUUUCUUGAUUUUUAAAAUCGCAAGGCAUAAAAUGACCAAUUCUGGACGCAAUCCUCAUCGAUUCGAUUUCCCGGUGCAACGACGAGAUUAAGGGAAGCGGCAGAGACGCUAUUGCGAAUGUUUAAAAAUAAAUAAAAACGAAGAUUAUCGAAAUUAGCUGCGCGAGAGAGGAGAGGAAGAUCCACAGCAACAGCAGGUAAAGCAGGGAGAGUGGCAGAAAGAGAGCGCGCGGGAGCAACGAUUCAAAGACGCAAUUUGUGAAUAUUUUAAUCGUGCAUUCACACGAAGACGAAAACGACGAGGCUACCGACGAAGACUUCAGGCGAAGACGAAGCGGUUCAGUGGGAGAGAGAGCGCGCGCGCCUGCCAAAGAGUUAAUUGAAAGAGCAGCGCAGCGGCUGAGGACAGACGCAGAAAGAAGCGUCAUUUUCUGAUAAGAGCGAGCAAAACAAAGGAGACUCCCACAAUGUUUGCGCCCAGCGGCAGCAGCAGUAUCAGCGGCAGUGCCAGCGCCAGCUUCAGUAGCAGUAGCAGCAGCAGCAGUAGCACCACUGGAACAGGCGCCAGCUCCACCAACAGCACCAGUGUCAGUGGGAGUGGGAGUGGAUCCGCAGAGCGGGGCGAAGCGAACAACAACAACAACCACAAUCAUAAUUUGAGCUUACAACUGAACGGUAACGGUAGUGGUAGUGGUAACGGUAACAACAGCAACAGUCACAGUAGCAGCAGCAUCAGCGUCAUUACUAACGGCAACGGCAACAACAGCAACAGCCACAGCCACAACAACAACACACACACAAAUCUCAUCAGCGGCUUCUGCAGCAGCAUCUGGCGCUCUGCUACCUUUGGGAGUGCCACACCAGUGGUGGUCAGUGCAGCACCUGCCCCCACCUCUGUUUCUGCCUCAGGCUCUGGCUCUGGCUCUGGCUCAGCCAUGAGCGACUGUUCCUCGUCCAGCCUGUCGGCUUCCCCCGAUGCCGCCUGCCUGGCUGACAAUGAUGACGAUCAGCAGCAGAGGCAGCCGCUCCAGCGGUCUGAGGCCAUCAGCACAGACAGUUAUCUUGGCCAGGAUUCGGACGACGCCCAGCAGCCACAAACAUUCCUAGGAGCCACCGAACUGGACGAUGAGCUAAUCAAACAACUGCCAAAGGAGGUUCUGCUGCGGGUUUUCUCCUAUUUGGAUGUGGUCUCGCUAUGCCGCUGUGCACAGGUGUGCAAAUACUGGAAUGUGCUCGCCCUGGACGGUUCCAGUUGGCAGAAAAUCAAUUUAUUUGAUUUUCAACGUGAUAUCGAGGGUCCGGUGAUUGAGAAUAUUUCGCAACGAUGUCGCGGCUUUCUCAAGUCCCUGUCGCUGCGUGGCUGUCAAUCGUUGGGAGAUCAGUCUGUGAGAACUCUAGCGAAUCACUGCCACAACAUCGAACAUCUGGAUCUGUCGGAGUGCAAGAAGAUAACGGAUAUAUCCACACAGUCCAUCAGCAGAUAUUGCACCAAACUAACGGCCAUUAAUUUGGACUCUUGCUCCAACAUAACAGAUAAUAGCCUCAAAUAUCUAUCCGAUGGCUGUCCCAACCUCAUGGAGAUCAAUGUGUCGUGGUGUCAUCUGAUAUCUGAGAACGGGGUCGAGGCGCUGGCCCGCGGCUGUGUCAAGCUGCGAAAAUUCAGCAGCAAAGGUUGUAAACAGAUCAACGACAAUGCCAUAAUGUGCCUGGCCAAAUACUGUCCCGAUAUAAUGGUGCUAAAUGUGCACAGCUGUGAGACCAUAAGCGAUUCAUCUGUGCGCCAGCUGGCCGCCAAGUGUCCCAAGCUGCAAAAGCUUUGCGUGUCCAAGUGUGCGGACCUAACUGAUCUCUCGCUAAUGGCCCUGUCGCAGCACAAUCACCUGCUGAACACACUGGAGGUGUCCGGGUGUCGCAACUUCACGGACAUUGGGUUUCAGGCCCUGGGACGCAACUGCAAGUAUCUGGAGCGCAUGGAUCUGGAGGAGUGCAAUCAAAUCACGGACCUAACGCUCGCUCAUCUUGCCACAGGCUGUCCCGGCCUAGAGAAAUUGACCCUGUCGCACUGUGAACUGAUCACGGACGAUGGCAUACGGCACUUGACUACUGGCAGCUGUGCCGCAGAGAUACUGUCCGUUCUGGAGCUGGACAACUGUCCCCUGAUAACGGACCGCACGCUGGAGCAUUUGGUUUCGUGCCACAACCUACAGCGCAUCGAACUAUUCGACUGUCAGCUGAUUACACGCACCGCCAUACGCAAGCUGAAGAACCAUUUACCAAAUAUCAAGGUGCAUGCAUACUUUGCUCCGGGCACACCGCCGGCGGUGACCAGCGGACAACGGCCACGCUACUGUCGCUGCUGUGAGAUUCUCUGAGAUACGGCCAUCGGCUUUGCCAGGAAGAUAAUGCGCAAGGCAGCCACAGACUGAUGCUGGCCCGUUUGCAUCGUUAUGUUCGGCCUGACCUUCAUCUCGAUGAUCUGCAUGUUUUUGCUGGGACUGCUCGAUGGCGUUAAGAACACGUAACCAUAACGUAACCCCCAAACCCACACCCACACAACAACCAGCACGGCUAGAUCCGAACGAAGCGGAAACGAAACGAAAUGUAGCUUUAGCUUUUAGUUUUGUUUUUUUUUUGUUUUGUGUUGCAAGUUUCCAAAACUUGCUGCAGCAUCAAAUUGUGAUUAUUUUAUUUAAUGUUCUCUACUAUAUAUGUUGACCUAGACAUUCAUUUGUGUGUAAUAUGUAUGUGUAUUAGUACCCAUUCUAUCUAUGCUAUCUUCUUCUAUUUGUUUGUUGGUUAGUCGUCCUCGUCUUAACUGCAACGCGAAAGAAUUUGGCUAGCUUAUACAUGCAUACAUACAUAUAUGUAUAUGUAUAUAUAAUGGUGUAUAUAUAUACACUCGAUAUGUAACAGCUUUCUCGCACUUGUCGUACCGCUGAAAAUGUUCUGUGUCUAGCCUGUAACUGCGAUUAAUUACGAAUUAGUUGUAACUCAGCCACGCCCACAAAAACUCAUACAUACCUGUAUUAAAUGUUGCUAAAAGAAAAGAAAAUCCAUCGGAAUGUGCGUGUCACUUGGAUUUUAGACAACUCUGAAACAUGUCGAUAGAACCAAAAAGCGUUCAACCCACACACAAAAACACACACUACUAGUACACAUAC
Drosophila obscura is the source of this 3733-nucleotide messenger RNA. Its product is annotated as F-box/LRR-repeat protein 20. Gene Ontology annotation, cellular component: SCF ubiquitin ligase complex. NCBI's taxonomy places the organism in Eukaryota, Metazoa, Arthropoda, Insecta, Diptera, Drosophilidae. Gene Ontology annotation, molecular function: protein binding. Gene Ontology annotation, biological process: SCF-dependent proteasomal ubiquitin-dependent protein catabolic process. The transcript is spliced from 10 exons. The record is from RefSeq and is a predicted model, not a curated record. Bases 1040 to 2944 code for a protein of 634 amino acids.